Messenger RNA from Metarhizium acridum CQMa 102, 270 nucleotides. RefSeq lists its product as uncharacterized. NCBI's taxonomy places the organism in Eukaryota, Fungi, Ascomycota, Sordariomycetes, Hypocreales, Clavicipitaceae. The record is from RefSeq and is a predicted model, not a curated record.
AUGCCUCUCGCUCAUCUACAGCAACGGUCCCUGUUUGGGGUGCACAUGGUUUAUAUGCGACUCGAACGGGGGGAGAAUGGCAAUCCUCACCACUCGCACCAAGGGCAUGUCCACGACAGCGCCGCCAACUACACCACCGCCAACAGACCCGACGCCAAAUCCAUCACCAACCAACCCAACACCGGUACCACCCCCGUCGCCGCCGGCUCCUACCGGGGCAAUUGUCGGAGGGGUCGUAGGAGGAGUCGCCGCCUUGGCUUUGAUGGGUAA